GGAUGUCUUGCAGUCAUUAUAAAAACAAAAGAUCCCCUGAGCAUCUCUAGUGCCACAGACCGGAUUGUGUGAAACAUGCCGUCCUGCUUCAGACUCAGCGCAGCAUUGUUGCUGACAGCAACAUGUUUCAUCCUGACAGCAGUUGUUCAUUCUCAAGAGCGAAUGACCACCUGUGAUUCGGACCCUUUGAACGUCCAUCGACUGACCUGUGACGAGGGAGUGAUCAGCGUGGACGAGGCUUUGUACGGUCGCUCCGACUCGAUGGUCUGCUCUGAGGGAAGACCUCCGCAGGAGCUGGCUAACACGCAAUGCGCUCAGCAAGGCACCUUGAGUAGCAUCUCAACAAGAUGCAAUGGCAAAAAAUUAUGUGAAGUGAACACGGCGACUUUCCGCAGUCCUGAUCCCUGUCCUGGCAUCUUCAAAUAUUUGGAGACCAAUUUCACCUGCUUUCCUGCAAUUACUGUGGUGGCGUGCGAAGGCUCUUUGGCACAUCUGUUCUGUGAUGUAGGACAAGUUAUUUUCAUCUACGGUGCUGACUACGGACGCCGCGACCGGACCACAUGCACAUUCGGAAGGCCUGAGGGCCAGAUACAAAAUACACAAUGCCUGCGCCCAAAUGACAUUGUGGCCAACAUGUGCAAUGGGAAAAACAACUGUACGAUCCCAGUCACCAACUGGUGUGUUUGGAGACCCCUGUGGAGGGACCUACAAGUACUUGGAGGUUGCCUACACAUGUGAAUAUCCGAUCAGCCAACCCUCACAUGUUCAUUAACAAACAUGGAUUACCACUUUAUCUUGAUGCAUUUCCAAUAUACAAUCAUAAAUGUAAGUGCAGGUUAUUUGUAGUUAACCAACAUCACUGUGUACUCGUAUCGAAAAUAAAACUUUAAAUGAUGUCCUAAUAAAGACAUUUGGAUGCAUUGA
Molecule: messenger RNA, 924 nt
Organism: Phycodurus eques (leafy seadragon)
Lineage: Eukaryota; Metazoa; Chordata; Actinopteri; Syngnathiformes; Syngnathidae
Product: L-rhamnose-binding lectin CSL2-like
Exons: 9
Coding region: 76-738 (220 amino acids)
Molecular function (GO): carbohydrate binding
Source: RefSeq, a predicted model, not a curated record